AUGAAACCAUGCAACUAUCCGUUCACAAAGCUGUCUGAUGAAAUUAUUUUAGUCAUUUUUAAGUAUUUAUCUCGACGCACUUUAUCAACAUGUGCUCAAGUUUGUAAAGACUGGCAGAUGCUGGCCUAUGAUGAAAGCCUUUGGAAAGGUGUUGAUAUGACUAMAGCUAAACUGUAUCCUGGUGUUCUUGGUAAUGUGCUGAUGAGAGGAACUAGAUUUUUGAGAAUUGCGAUGUCUAAGGUCUGUUCUCCAAUAUUUGAUGAAAGUUUUACAAUAUUUCCUGACGUUGUUCCUGUUCUACAAAAGUCAAGUGACUGUCUUCUCAAGCUUUCUCAUCUUGAUGCAACUCUAUGUACAUUUGAAGAUGACAGCUUACUUUGUCUCUUAAUGCAUUCAAAAAGACUGAAAUGUCUGAGUUUGGAUUCCUGCUCCCUGUCACUCAGCAUUCUUAGAGCAAUUGCUGACUGUGAAGAUCUAGAAGUGUUAAAUCUAUCAAUGUGUAGUGGUAUUUCAUCUGUUGGUAUCAAAGCUCUAGUUAAUGGCUGUAAAAAGCUUAAGAAAUUGAAUUUAGCCUGGACUUACCUCAACAAGACAUCACUACUUGAGAUUAUCAAUGGUUGUCCAAACCUAACGCAUUUAAACUUGAGUGGCUGUCGUGAAGGACUAACAGAUGAUGUUGUACUACAGUUGGUUGAACGCUGUCAGCUACUUACACACCUGGAUAUAAGUGAUGGAGUCCAGAUUACAGCUGAGUCGUUGGCUGCUAUUACACAAAAACUUUUAUUGCAACACUUGUCAAUCAGCCGAUGCUACAAUAUACAACCACAAGCGUUUAGGAUCUGUAGAGAGAUGAAAUCAUUGACAAAACUAGAUAUCUACGGUCUUCUUAAUGACGAUGGAAUCGAAUUGCUCAAACCAGAACUACCAGACAUCAACCUGAAUUCUUCGCUAUUCUCGACGAUUGCCAGACCAGUGGGCUACAAGUACUAUGGGCAAAUAUGGGGCGUUAGGUGUAGUAAAUGAUAUAUGCACUGAUUGUCAAUCAAUGCACAACUGUACAAAACCUUACUGCAAAUCAAUGCAUUACUAUACAAAAGAUGUAGUGAGCGUAGACCAAGAAAGAAAUGCAAUGCGCUGGGAACACCAGCCAAUAUAGUAUCCACACAAACAAGUUAAUACCUUCCAUUCUGCUUUGUCUCUCGCUUAUUUCGAUAGUGAAAUCAAGGCUUUAAAACUCGGAACUUUUUUAAAAGUUGAAAAACUGUCUAAGAAAAGUGCAAACGAGCAUAUAGUUAUUUUUUUAUUUUUUGCCUUUCAUGGGAAGAAAAUCACACGGUUCGAGAAUUAAAAGCAAAGAUGUUGAAAUUAAUUAACUUUUUUUAAGGUGGGGAAAAAACAGAUUUUUAGAUUGCUACAAUAUAUGAAUUUGAAAUUUUGUAAAUAUAUGUUUGGAGACCAGAUAUUUGGUAUAGAACAUCGUUUCAUAAGCAUAAUAUUUUUAUAUUUUGAGGACAGUAGUUUGGAAAUAGAAUAAACUUUAUUUC
This is a messenger RNA of Exaiptasia diaphana, 1544 nucleotides long. Its product is annotated as S-phase kinase-associated protein 2. The transcript is spliced from 11 exons. Gene Ontology annotation, molecular function: protein binding. The coding region runs from base 1 to 1023 and encodes 340 amino acids. NCBI's taxonomy places the organism in Eukaryota, Metazoa, Cnidaria, Anthozoa, Actiniaria, Aiptasiidae. The record is from RefSeq and is a predicted model, not a curated record.